AUGCCACCGAGCUAUGAAUCUUUAUUUGGAGAAUUUCGUCAGGUAGAGAAUCCAAAGAGUCUCGCGCAAUUUCUCGCAAAAGCCACUGCUUUUGUUGUAAGUACAGUGACUGCUGCAGUUCUGCUCGCUUUUUUAAAUAUAAUUCCAUUAUUUAUGGUCGUACUGGGAAGCAUGAAUAUACAUCGUUGCCCCAUUGAACCGUAUAUUCCAGUUUGGCUUAUUAUAACUGGUGUUUUUUCACUUUUUAAGAGUGCUACAAAUUUUUAUUAUCGAGCGAAACGCCAUCGCGAGGGACGACCACCAUCGGUUUCUGACAUCAAUCCGAAUCCUUUUGAUGGCCUUUUAUCAUGUUUUCUUAUUGUUUGGUUCAUUAUAGGGUCAGUGUGGAUCUAUUCGAUAUAUGACGAAGUUCAUUAUUUUUAUCCUGAAGAUAGCGAUUACUGCGACCAAUUCACAUAUAUGUUUUCAUUCGUUUUCGUUACUGGCGGUUAUAUCUUAUUAGCUUUAACAUGUUGCUGCUUGUGUUGUUGCUGUUGUUGUAUAUGUUGUCGUCCUAAAAGGGAAGCACCGCAACAGUUGCAUCCUUGA
Messenger RNA from Dracunculus medinensis (Guinea worm), 588 nucleotides. NCBI's taxonomy places the organism in Eukaryota, Metazoa, Nematoda, Chromadorea, Rhabditida, Dracunculidae. The record is from the annotation of a GenBank genome assembly.